AUGAAGGCAUUGCGGCGUGAUGAAAAAUUCAUUUCCACCCAUGAUCCGGCCCAAUCAUCCUCAGACAUAUCCAAACUUAUCAAAUUUAUCCUCACCCACAAUAACUUUGUUUUCCAUGACAAACAUUACCAACAAAUAAGUGGCACAGCCAUGGGCACCAAGAUGGCUCCAUGCUAUGCUAACAUUUUCAUGGCCGAGCUGGAGGAUAGACUCUUAGCGAAUUCCAAUCCUAAGCCAUCAUAUUACUGUCGAUAUAUAGACGACAUAUUUUUUAUUUGGGAACAUGGGAUUGAUAAACUCAACGAAUUUGAACGCUUCGCCAACAACUUCCAUCCCCGUAUCGAGUUUACUAUCAACUCUUCGAGUAGUAACAUCUCCUUCCUGGACGUAUCUGUCCACUUAAAAAACGGGAUUAUAUCUACAUCUGUUCAUCAUAAACCCACAGAUAACCAUCGCUAUUUGGAUUUCAACAGCUCUCAUCACAUCUCGCUCAAGAAGUCUCUUAUAUACAGUCAAUGUCUCCACAUUAAACGCAUCUGCUCUACCCCCUCUGAAUACCAGUCAGAACUUGCCCGACUCACUUCUAAAUUCCUAGCCAGCAACUACCCUAUAUCUCUCAUCAAGUCUGCCAUUUCUAAAACAUCCACUAAGUCUCGUACAGACUUUCUGACGUAUACCCCUAAAUCUAAUAAUGAUAGAAUACCUAUGAUAUUCGACUACAGUCCCAACCUAGAACCAUUAGCUAACACACUCAGGAAAGACAUCCUCUCCCUCAAGCAAGACCCCACCAUCGAACCCUUAUUCUGCAACCCCCCUGUUCUUGCCCGCCGGCAACCCCCCAAUCUGAAAUCUCUCAUCACCUCCUCUGAGCUCCCCACAACGACUCGUGAUCAUGGUAACACUACAUGUCAAAAAGCUAGAUGUCAACUGUGCAAAUUCAUCAACACAGAUCACACAUUCUCACCCCCUGGCACUACAUACAGCAUUCACCCUCCCGCUGCCAACUGUGAUACAUCAAAUAUU
Anneissia japonica is the source of this 1023-nucleotide messenger RNA. RefSeq lists its product as uncharacterized. The annotation marks the transcript as partial. The transcript has a single exon. NCBI's taxonomy places the organism in Eukaryota, Metazoa, Echinodermata, Crinoidea, Comatulida, Comatulidae. The record is from RefSeq and is a predicted model, not a curated record.